This is a messenger RNA of Trichomonas vaginalis G3, 936 nucleotides long. RefSeq names its product carbohydrate transport. The transcript has a single exon. NCBI's taxonomy places the organism in Eukaryota, Parabasalia, Trichomonadida, Trichomonadidae. Bases 1 to 936 code for a protein of 311 amino acids. The record is from RefSeq and is a predicted model, not a curated record.
AUGGCGAAUAAAGCGUUUCUUGUGAGAUUUUUUUCGACAGUCAAUGUUAUUUCAACUGUCGUAUCUAUGCUACUAUUAAGAACAAUCGCUAAUUAUAACAUAUGUAAAUUACUUUUAACAAUUUUAGCAUUUCAAUACUUGACUGGUUGGUUGUUAUUAGAAUUAUUAGCAUACAAUGGAAACUUUUCUAGAUUCACAAAGAUUCCACUUAGUUGCAGACUAUUCUUUUCGGGUCUUUUAUUCCUUCAAGAUUAUAUUCAAUCAUAUGUUAUCGUUGAAACAUCGGUAGGCAUGGUUCAGUUUAGCAAAUCAUUAGGCGCUGUAACAUUAUUCAUUUACGAUUAUCUUUUCAAAUCUAAAAAACGAAAUACAUCUAAAUUACCGUUCCUUUUAUUAUUUGUUUUCGGAACAUUCAUUGCAUCAUUCAAAGAAAUAGAAUUUAGCUUAUUUAAUUUAGGAACAAUAAUUUUUGCGUGCUUUUUAUCUGCAUACACAAAUAAUUACGCUUCUGACCUUGCUAUUGAAUGCUCUGUUUCAGGAACUCAGAUUACACUUUCAAUAUUACCAUUUCAAUUCAUAUUUUCGAUUAUUUCAUCAAUUUUAUUUGAAUCUAAUCCAAACAAUGGCUUCUAUUCAUAUCAAUUUGGAUUAGUAAGCAUUGUUUUAAUAGUCUGCAGCAGUUUCACAGCAGUUUGGUGCGUUCUUUCUCAUUAUUCAGUUAUAAUUGAAACUUCACCACUUCAUUUCGAAUUUCUCGGAGCAUUUAAGACAAUAUUUACACUAUUAUUACUUUAUUUCAUUCCAGGUUUCCAAAAAUUAACAACAGUUCAAUAUGUGAUGCAAAUUGUUGGUAGUACUAUCGCAAUGAUUGCAUAUGGACUCUAUAUGAGAUCAGAGAACCAAGUUUUGUUAGAUUCAAACGGAAUGCAAUUUUAA